AUGUACAGUGAAAAAGCCAGGCUGAACAGUCCCAGGAAGACAGGCCCUCAGAGGAUGGAGUUUUUGUACUCCAUGUACAGCAGUACUAUCGAGACUCUGUCUGUUUAUAUCAAAAUUAACGGCAGCGAAUAUAGGGUAUGGAGUCGCUAUGGAAGCCAGUUAUCAAGCGACUGGAUCAAAGGCUGUGUGACUUUAAACUACCAAGGAACUUAUCAAGUAAAAACUUAUUUUCUUUAUCAGUUGUUUUGCGUGUGUUUGUUUGUUUGUUUGUGUUUGUAGCUCCCUUUUUUUGUGGUGGGUUCCUUAAGAUAAGUUCUCUGUGUCACCUUAGUUGGCUGGCAAGUGCAUUUUCGAAUUGUAGAAAGUAUAUCGCUAAAUAUAGUGAUUCAAGUUCUGAUACAAAAUACUUUUUUUUUCCUCGAAAUAAAACUAAUCGCCAUUCUCGUCUUUCAAAAUUUUCGAUAAACUUGAGACCUCCUCUUUCCACAGUAAUCUUCCCACUUUAAUGAAACUAUCAAGUAGCGUGGCAAAACUAGGCAUUCAAUUAGUGAUUAAUGUCACUAUAACCAGGCAUGUAUGGAGACAGAAAAUUUCCUCUAGAGAAAUAUAGCUUUGUUUUAAUUAUAGUACAGAAGACGAAUUACAUUUUGAUUAUUUGCAUUUGCUCAUCUAUCUCAGGUUAUAAUUGAAGGAGUAGUAGGUGUAUCGAAUGCCUCAAACAUUGCCGUUGAUGACGUCAGCUUCAAUAAAAACCAGAGUUGCGUUUCCGAUGGUAAAACUACGCCUGAGGAAAUGUUUGAAGGUAAAGGCCCAAGAUAUCGCAUUAAUAAUGUCUGACAUUUACCUAACCUGAGUGUCGAAAACAGUUAUAAGUACUACAGGUUCUAUUUUGCCUCCUUUGUGCAAAGAACGCAGUAAUCCAUCACAAUCUGCAAUGAGUAACUGAUUUAACCAGCUGGGAGGCACUACAGCAUAUGUCUACCGCAUGUCACUCUGUAAUGGGCUUAUGUGGGCACAAAUUAACAGCAUGAGAGUCUAUCGCAUAGAAUAAACAAGUUAAAAAAACAAGUCUUAAGUUUAUUCAGGACUGUUUAAACUAUGCUUUGAUUUUGUAACUCUAGUAAACUGCACCUUUAAUGAAAGCUUUUGUGGGUGGCGUAGCUUGUGGCUGUCAUCGGAUCAGGUCAGCUGGAAAAGAGCGGGCAACAAAACUGGACAGAAUGGAGAUUUUGCUGGUAAGAAGAGCUUAUCGGAACGAAGCUGUUUUCCAUUGAAUUCAAAGAGAUUUUGGAGUUGAGUGGAGUUAUUGAGUUAACAAAUUCCCUCCCAUUCAGUUUGUCCUCGAGAUAAUUUUGAAAAGUGCAGGUGAGCAUCUUUUUUAAUUGAGCGAUAUUAUAACACUUUCUUGACAUUAUUUUACAAUUUCACACAAAGGAAACUUCAUUUAUACUUCUCAACCUAACAAAGAAAAUCAGUCCACCCAUCUAUUGAGUCCUCUUAUGCUGGGACCAAAGUGUUUCCGCUUCUCAUAUCAUAUGUCUGGGCGGAAUAUUGAAAGACUUGAUAUCUUGCUUCAAGUCCGGAGCCAGCAAGGGGAUCACUUGAUAUGGCAGAAAAUUGGAGAUCAGGGAAAUAAGUGGAUGCAAGGUAGCAUUGGUAUCGGCUACACCGGCGAAUUUCAGGUAGAAAAUAAAAAAGGGAGAUGAAAUUGUCAGAAAGAUAGAUUUAGUCCUACACAACUGCAGAAGUAUCCUUUUCCUGCAUCAUUUUUAAGUUGUUAUGGCACACGCGAAGUAAUCGAUAAUUACUCCUUUUUCCAGUUCAUUGCAGGUAAAAAACAUUCCAUGUAUAUGGCAGGCUUCACUCAGAACUUAAUUAGUACCCAUUUGUACCCAUGGCUUACAGAAGCAUUCUCAGAAUUGUUCGUCAUAGAAAUAAAUGAAUCGGCUAGACCUCUUGCCAUGGACAAAAAUUUUCACCUAUGAUAAAUUUAGUGCUAAACUAAAUUGAACCCUCCUUAUAUGUUUGUUUUGACUGAAAUAAUGUCUGUUGUUACAGAUUGUGCUGAAAGCAACUCCUAGCAAGAAUUACACAAGCCGUAUAGCUUUGGAUAGCUUUAUAUUAACUGAUGGACUGUGUGAUGAUGAGAGUGAACUUGACAGCAAUCAACAAGGUUUUUCACUCGUAUCUGUCAUAUACCAUCAUUACUGCCUGAACAUCUGAACCAACUUUAUUGUAGCUUCUGAUAUCUAUGCGAUGUACCAAAUGUAGAUCACUGUUUUAAGGCCUUCUUCCUACUUGUAAUCUGACCGUUACUUUUCUAGGUAUAUUUCAGCAAAUUUUUCUCGUUAAACCGCAAGUACUUUUUUUUCUUCCAGACAACGCUCUCAACAUUGUUUAUAUCUUUAUGCUGCAGGAAACUGUAACUUUGACGAGAACUUUUGCCUUUGGAAGAAUGAUUUAAAUUUCAUUUUCAAGUGGACUCCUCGGGGAGACAGAGCACCCAAGUAUCAGACAGGACCCAGUGGUGAUCAUACUUCAGGUACGAUCGAUUUAAUAACUUUCCUUUUGGUCAGUUGAAGAAUUAAGCAAUCUUUAGUUAUCGAUUAGUUGUAUUUUGUUUUGCGAAGCCAGCGUGGUAUACAUUAAGUUUUUCGCUUUUUUUACCAAAAUACACAAUGGAUAGAACGUGUUAUAAUUUUCAUCAAAUUGACUUCUCCCUUCUAUCAUAAGAGGAACUGAUUAAAAGUGUAGUUUUUAAUCGUAACCUUUUUAAAUUAUGAAAGAAGAUGGUUUAGGUUGACAAAAGAGGAAUCAAAUGAGGAAAUAUCAGAUUAAUAAAAGGGGGAAAGUUAUUUGAGAGAGGAUGUCAGCAUCCAUCGAACAAAUUUGAAAUAUUGUGGCAAGUCGCCCAAAAUCCGUUUUCAUCUCUACUUUUAUAAUUUGUAGCCCAAUAUGUUCUAACAAGUGUGGUGUAGUUUUUGUGUGAAAAUAUAUUUUAGUUUUCGAGAAAUGACUUUUUUCGUUCUACCGCUCAAAUAUGCAAAUUUUCACCGUGAAUAUUACCCGAGUUGUGUGACCUCAUGUAACGACUUUGUUUUAUCAUCUAAACUUAAUCCCCUGUCAUUAUUGAAGGUGGCAAAGAAAUACUUAUUUUUUGGUGAAUAUUUUUGUCCGACAUACUUUUCCUAUGUUGAAAAGUAGCAUUAACAUAAAGACAGUUGUAACAAUAACCGAUAUGACAGAAUCUACUGAGCUUCAAGCCUUCAAAAGACAAAAGGAUGGUUAUAAAGUUACUGAAAAAAUUUCCUUGUGUAUUUGUGUUGUUCUACCUUGAGACGAACUCAAAGUCUGGCAAAAUUUACUUGCUAGCGACUAUGAAAUAUACAUGGUGUGCCUACUUGUCGCCACCGUUAACUGGCAUAAAUCACUACAAUUUGCAAAAAAAUCUAACAUAGCACUCUUACCUUGUUUAUUUAUGAUUUCAUUAGCCUUUUCGAAAAACUAUAUUACGCCUGGGUAUUACUUUUUGACUGGAACCCAGGUUUUGCGUUGUCUUCCCCUCCCCCAUUUAUAUCAUAAGCUAGUCACGCAAUAAUUGAUACCGACGCAAAUGAAUAUUUACCAUGUAUAAAUAUUUUUGUUUAUGUUGAACUGAAAACAUCAGAAUAAGUGCUUUUUUUGGUCACUAAUCUUUGUUUCAGCGGCAGCGAAGCAGUUAAACGCGGGUUGUUGCUUCAACGCUAUUGAAAUAUAUAGUAUACAGACAGGCGAACAAAGCGUAUUGCUCUGGGAAUAAAAACUUUUAGGGGCCUUUUACAUGAUUUCCGAAUGAGUUUUGUUCGAGUACGAGUUCAUAGCGGUUGCCACAUGAUACCAGAUAUCGGAUACGAUCGGAAAUGGGUGAGGAUGCUUGUGUCAUACCUUUUAAGAGUCAAAAUCAGCGACCUGGUACCUUUUACGACGUCUCAAACUUUAGUGGACUACCAAAGACCUGGCUGGUACGUUUAUGGUGUUUUUCGCUUAAUAAAUCAACUAUCUGAAUUAAGCAUUACUAGGAAGAUUUUAAUGAUCUGACUCAAGCUCAUCGAUAAAAGAGUUUUGCUCACGGUGGUAAGUAGCCUGCUUACCGAAGCCAGAUUGUACGAAUUUUCCAGACAUCUUGAGUUCUAUCUGUGAUACACGCUUACUGAUUCCCCUAUUGGCUUUUGGAAUCGACUUAACCCUACCCCACAUCUACUAGUAGAACCACGACUCCACUCAACACCGAGAUUUGAUCUAUGAGAGGCGAAAUUUGUAAAAUCAUCCAUAUCUUUUGGCGUUUAGAAGAUGCCGGCACGCGAAAAAAUAAGAUCAACUUCAUUUUCUGGAUCUGAAAACUUGCAACUCCGCAAGUGACCUGAUAUGUCUUUUUCAAUAAUCAGGCAAGGGAACGACUUGAGGUAUACAACUUCGGUCUUCUCGAUAACUAAACCCACAAGUUCCACCAGCGAACGAUUAAACUGAACAACAAAUUUCCAUGUUUGCAUGUAAAACAAGACGCUUAUAAAACAGAUCGUUAGCUAAAUCAGUUUGUAGCUUGUCAAUCAAAUUGACUAUUGUAACCAUACUUUAACUUCAGCCGGAAAAGGAAUCAUCGGUGGAUCUGGACAUUUUAGUUUUCUGAAUGCUGUAGUUCCUGAAAGGUUUUUCUAGAUGUCUUGCAAAGAGGAAAAAAAAUCUAUCUCUUGGUAUUUCUGAGGUUGAUUCAUCUUUAAAUUUCUGUGUCACGCUUGUCAUGCAACUGAUAUAAUAAAAUAGAGAAGAUAUAUAAACUGGAACUCAAAUCUGACUAGAAUGUGGUAGAGCAUAAUUAAUGUGGUCAUCGAAACACCUAAUAAAAUCAUAAAUAAAAAUGGUAAGAGUGCUAUGUUAGAUUUUUUUGCAAAUUGUAGUGAUUUAUGCCAGUUAACGGUGGCGACAAGUAGGCACACCGUGUAUAUUUCAUAGUCGCUUGCAAGUAAAUUUUACCGGACUUUGAGUUCGUCUCAAGAUAGAACAACACAAAUACAAAAGGAAAUUUUUACAGUAACUUCAUAACCAUCCUUUCGUCUUUUAAAAGCUUGAAGCUCAGUAGAUUCUGUCAUAUCGGUCAUUGUUAACUGUCUUUGUUUUCAUGCUACUUUUAGACAUAGGAAAAGUAUGCCGGACAAAAAUAUUCGCCAAAAAAUAAAUAUUUCUUUGCCAGCUCAAAUAUUGACAGGGGGUUAAGUUUAGAAGAUAAAACAAAGGAUUAUGUUGAGAGAAAUACCGUAGGUCAAUUAUGUUCGUUACAUGAGGUCACACAACUCGGGGUCGAACGAAAAAUGUCAUUUCUCGAAACUGAAAAUAAAUUUUUCCAAAAAAACUACACCACAAUUAUUAGAACAUAUUGGGCUAAAAAAUAUAAAAGUAGGGGUGAAAGCAAAUUUUGGGUGACUUGCCUCUGUUUGUCUGAUGCAUGCUGACAUUAGCUCUUAAGAAUUGUCCAGGCACACCAUUUGCCUUCUUCGCUUCGAUUUUGAUGUUCGGACUCAUUUUGCAUCAUGAUUUUAUCAUGAUAGUACAACUGACCACUUGAAAAAGGGUGACCACUUAAUAAGGUGCUGCUUAAUACAGGCUCGACUGUUCACUUUCCAUUUAUUAAGGCACUGGCUUGUACAUAUAUAUUGAUGCCUCAAGUCCUCGCCAGCCUGGAGACACCGCGAGGUUGACAAGUCCAUGGAUGCGGGGUCCACAAUGUAUGACAUUCUUCUACCAUAUGUUUGGUUCAAGCAUGGGUUGUGUUGUUAUGUAUAUUAGAAUCCAGGCUGCAGAGAAGUUACAACCAAUAUGGUUGCGGUCGAAGGAUCAAGGAGACCGUUGGACACAAGGGAAACUAAAUAUUAACACCAACUUAACGUAUCAGGUAACACGAAUGUCUCGACAUUUGAUUCAAGCUCUCUGUUCUGUUGUCCUUUCCGAUAUCGCGUUAGGCCAACCAUAACAAAGUGGCAGGUUCAUGAACCUAAUCCACAUAUUAUUGGAAUAAAGAAGCAGCUGUGAUGUAAAAUUCAGGUUGCCUAAGGGAGUAAGUGAGGCUGAGCACACUACAACCCAGCAGCUCAUAUUCAAAACUGAUUCUUUUAUUUGCAACGUAUCGUAACGUCAGUCUCUAUUUUGUCCCUUGCUCUUAAAGAUAAUCAUUGACGGCAUCAGAGGAGGUGGUGAUUCAGGGGAUGCAGCUUUGGACGACUUCACCUUUCAGAAAGGACCUUGCUGGCAAACAGGUACAAAAGAGAAAUUGUUUUGAAGUCAUUUACGCUGGUGUUAGUUACGCUCGGUUUCCUCCUUUAUGUGUGAUUUUUUCCCUGAAAAUAUACAUUUAUGUGUCAUUAUCAGAUGGUGUGUUACACAAGCUGAGUUAUUACUAGAAUUUUUUAACAAAAAGGUGAAUAAAACGACGUUUCUAAGAUACCCUUACUCGGAUCGGGAUCUCCUGUUACAAUCUAUAGAGAGAGUAUCUUUGAUGACAAACCUUUAUCACAUUAUGAUUUUCAUCAGGCUGUUAACCUAUUUCAAAAAUGGUGACUUUAUUGUCAUUCUUGAUACGAACUUUAAAGGAUAUUUGACCAUUCAUAAGGAAUAAUAAUAACGCCCAUCAAAAUUAAAGAGGCUCAAGGUGAUUACUCUGCCAAAGUCAGAUAAGUAUGAAUGGUUGAACUACAAACCUCUGCGAUGAUAAUCAUGCUACCUAUCUAAUCAUGUGUUUUGCUUUUAUCUUCCAUUUAAGAUGAGAUCACCUAUUACGUUUCUUCGUAUAUGGGUAAAGAUUAUAAAAUAUCCUCUCGACCUCCUGAACACAGUCUCUACGCCGAAGAAUUCCGUUUUACUCUCAAACAUCCUGAAGGACUUCCAACAGAAACCUCGUAUUUUAUCUACUCUGAAGCAUCCAAGAGACACAGUUUUGUUAGGGAAAAACUAGAUUUGUCUGACUAUGAUAACUAUCCCUUGGAUGUGGCUGUCCUUGAUGACAACAGACCGUCUCCAAAUUGUAGCAAGAUUUAUUUUAUCAACAGGGAUAACAUGGGACCAAUGAUCAGCCUGGACGACCACAGUGCCCUGCAUUGUUGCAAAGGAAAUAUGAAAUUCACUCUUUGUGCUUUCAAUGUAACUGAACCAGGUAGGAAAACUAGCCGCGCGUUAUUCUUUGUGAAUGCUUGCCUAGGUAAUAAAUUAAGCUUAAGCAUAAACCUAUUUCAGUUCAUCAGCGUGAGAUCCCAAGUUGUUCCUUAAGUUUGUUUUUUAUGAAACUUGAAAUAAUUUGUGGGAUAAGAAUCGAUAUUAGGGGCAGUUCCGAAAAACGUCCGAUAACUAAAUGAAUAUUUGGCCGAGGAGAGAAGCCUGGAAAGAAAAGUUUGAGGAAUAUCUCACAGCCACGGUUGCCAUAUCAGCAAUGCAGAAAGAGGUCCAUCUAAUUUAUAACCCUCCUGAAAUUGUACAAAAGACAUUAGUAAAAAGGUCAGUGUUGAGCGGAUUGUCGAUGCGUAUUUGCGACCAGGUUUCUAAUAUCACUAUCACUAGACUCUACAAAACGUAACUGCUCUUCUCCUGUUUAGAGUAGUACAGAUGAAAAGAAGAAACUUUUGAGCUGAAUUGUUUCUUCUUUUCGACGUAAAUAAUCGGAAGUCAACGCAAACGGCGGUUAUUGCGCGAUAACUGUCCGGUGAUUUUGCACCACGUGACGUAACAUGGCUAAUAAAAUUGCACGAAAUUAAUGGUGAGUGAUAACGGUUGACAUCUCAAAUUAAGACUUUCUAACCUAAUUCCGUAUUGCUAAUUUAUCUGUCAAUUAAGAAAAAAAAUUACAUUUUGGAUUUGCUCGCGUUAAAGCCUUGUAAUCUAAUUGGAAAACAGUUUCGACCCAUUGAUGUUACCAUCGUGUUAACAAAAAGCACCGGUGGCUGGUAAGAUAGAUAAAGUUAUAUUACAGUUGCUAGGGUUUUAUCGAGCUUUAAAAAGGUUUUGUUCGAUUUGCAGAUAAUCGUUUGACUUCUGGAUGUCAGCCCGGUUGGUACGGAGUAGGAAAAUCUUGUUUCAUGUUUUAUUUUGAAUCAGCUCGGGAAUGGCGCUUGGCGCGAUCUUUGUGCCACAAACAAAAUAGCGAAAUGGCCACUGCCAAAAGUAUUGAUGUACUGGAAGCCCUUGCCAAUCAGAGGAAACACCUAAAAUUCGAAGACUUCGAUCUUUUUCUUGGGCUAAAGAGUAAGUUACGCUGGACGUGGGUAGACGGCGAAAAGCUGUCAAACGCACGCAAAGGUUUGUGGAAGCCUACCGAACCGAGUGGCGAUGGCAAGUGUGGAUCUCUUCUGAGUUUUGUUAGUUGGGAUUCAACUUGGCGUGGGGAUGGAUGGGGCUUAAAUGACGAGCCUUGCACCGGUACUGGGAGAUAUAUUUGUGAAGAGCCACUAGGUAACUUUUUUAACAAUAUAUGAUAACAUCUUCUAAUCAAUAUAUAUAUUUUAAUGGCAUCUGAAUUGGAGAUAUUUCAGAGACAAAAAUGGCCUUACAAAUUAACCCUUCAACAUAAACCCACUAAGUUGCCUUUUCGCUUUUCUUUAAAGCUUUAAAUGGAAUCGGUUCUGUUUUUAAAUGAAGUUGUUAUGUUGACUGGUGUAAGCUUUGUUCAGACAUUGUCCCACGACAGAUUCAAUUUAUAAACUCAAGUGGUUACUCUGUGGUUGAUCUCGUUUCAGAUGUGUUUAAAUGCUCAAAAACAUUACUUCGUUUAUCGCAUUAUUCAGAAUGUGUCCGAAUAAUUUAUGUUUUUACUUCUGGUUCAAGAUGUUCCUCUCCCUGUGGCUCUCUUCUUCGUGGGUGGCAUUAACAAAACUGUGAACUUGAGCCCUAAUGGAACCAGUAUGGCUGUGUUCAGUGACAUCACCUUUGCACCGGGUCCUUUCGGAAAUCCAGAUGGCUCCUUGCUUUUAGGAACUAGCAAUAGCCAUGCAGAAUUAAAAAAUCGCGGAGAAAUCGAUACGAGGUUUUCUAUAAGUGUAUUCGCUUGGGUGCAUCUUAGUAAUUCUAGCACUGGUCUAAUAAUAGAUCACGGUUGCUCGGUGACGGUCUUCCACUCAACGCUCGGAGUUGAAGUACUUUUUAAGGAACGGGACAGCUCUAAGAGUUAUCUCCUGCAUAAGAAGGGCGUUCUAAAAGCAAACUCUUGGAAUUUCAUCGGUGCUACGUAUGACUACUUCAGCGGCGUGGCAACUAUUUGGGUCAACGAGAGCAUCGUCAUGCGGGAAUUUAUUUCAGCUAAAAUGGAGUUAGCGACUCAUGGGAAUGUUAUUGUUGGGGCCUCCAAAAAUCGAAAAAUGCAAUACCGUGGCAGGAUUUCUUGCUUGCAGUUUUAUGAUCAAGCAUUAUCUGUGGAUCAAAUCAUGAAAGUGAAAGUACGAUGUAAUAAAACUGGUAAGUGGGUUUAAUUUACUUGUCAGUCGUAAUGUCCACAGAGCUGUACAAAACCCUGUUAAAAUCGAAAAGCGUAGCUUCGUAAGAUACUCCAUAGAAACAAAUGAGAUGUCGAUAACGCAUCUCGCUCACAACAUUGCUAGACUUCACCUUAUAACUCUUUAGCCGUUAACUAUUAUAAGGUUCAACCGUAAGUUUUGUUUUGAUAAUUCCAUUUUUUCUUUGAACGUAUGGAAGUAUCUACACCUUCAAUGGAAUAUGCAAGUGUCGGAUGCUACGCAGACAAGCCUCAUCGAGCAAUUCCAACACUUGAAGGAAGAGACCCCAUCGCUGUCGAGAACUACGACGUGCGUACGAGAGCGAUUGAAAAGUGCGCCCUUGCAGCUCGAAGAAAAGGAUUCACCAUGUUUGCUGUUCAAUAUGGUGGGCAGUGCAUGACCAGCGCAACGGCAGAAAAAACUUUCAAUAUAUAUGGUGAGAGUAAUAGAUGCAAUACAAAUGGAAAGGGAGGAUCAUGGGCAAACAAUGUUUACAUCAUUCGAGGUUUGUUAAUCGAUGUAAUGAUAAUAUAUUUUACAUUGAAUUGUAGACAAUGAAGUAGCCGAAAAAUUCCAUCAGUUUGCUUUAGUAAUGUACAAUUUAAGGGCUGGAACGCACACUUUAAGUGGCUUAAAAUUUGUGAGCCGUAAUAGACGGGAGUUAUUAGUUUUAGGAAAUAAAUGUCCUGAAAUAAUUACGGAAUUUAUGGCUCAUCAAAUUUAUUUCAAAAGUACGAUCCAGCCUCAACAGAAAUUGUUAUUUUUCUUUUGUUUUGUUUUUAUGUUUCUCGAUUAUGCAGCUCGAUUUUUGCCCUGUGAUCGAUUACUAGUCAGUUGUGGCUCAUAUUUGCCAUAGAGUGCACGUUAAGAAAUGCCUCAUUUUUUAUGGUUUUCCAUAAUAAUUGAAUUUCUUACAAUUUAAAUAGAUUAUAUUGAUAUUGGAUGCUACGAAGAUCGCCGCUCGCGUGCAAUUGCAUCACUCGAACAGAAAGAUCCGCUAUUGACAGGAUACCACAAAAUACGCAAGAACUCUAUCGAAAAAUGCGCCGUAGUUGCUCGCAAAAGGGGCUUCCGCAUGUUUUCAGUUCAGUAUGGUGGGGAGUGUUACGGCAGUGCAACAGCAGAGAAGACUUUUGAUAAAUAUGGUAAGAGCGAUAGAUGCGAAGGUGACGGAAAAGGAGGAACUUGGGCGAAUCGUGUCUACGCCUUUCAAGGUUUGUGACCGAAUUUAUUUACUUAUUUUCAUUUAAUUCCUUAGUUAAGACAUAAUCAGGUAGUUUGACCUUUUAUGUCAAGACUUGUAUUACUUAAUGACUGGUUCCCUCUUUGACGCUUACAUCUUCGCUGGGAUCUCUUCAUCUUUUUGUAUGAGGGUUAAGAUGUUAUUGAAUGAUAACAGUACAAUGACUUCAUUCUUAGUUUAUCAACUCUAGGUUUCCAUUCAUAUUUAAAUUAACAAAAGAGGCAAAGCAAAGAAACAAAAUUAUUCAGACAAUUUUUUUUUUCUCGUAGCGUCUACUUCUUGGUGCAGUCCCAUAUUUUUUCCAUUUCAUGGAGGUUGCUUUUCCUUAGAUACCUACAGCAAAGUAAACUGGAAGCAAGCCCUGAAUAUUUGCAAUUUUAAAGGAGGUACCCUGGCAAAGAUUUCAGGGGAAGGGUUAAGACGUGCUUUUUCUGUUGUGUUAGAGGGAAUUCGAUCCUACCGACCGGGUGUUACUAAGUAUUUCAUUGGUAUGAGGGGCCGACAUGAUGACUGGACGUGGUUUGAUGGCACUUCUCUGAACGAAUCGUUGUGGGUGUCAGGACAUCCAACGAGGGACGUUGACAAUCUAGGCUGUGCUUAUCUUUCGGCUGGUUUAUCCAGAAUAAAGAAUGGUGCUUGCAAGUCACACAGAUACCCUUUGUGCCAGAAACGAUCGGGUAAAUUGUAAUAAGUUCAGCGGUUAUAUGCAAGAGAGGGGCGUUCUCUUGUAAAGCACUUCUUAAAAAGUAAGCUCGUGGGCUUGAGUCUAAAACCUUCUGAGAAACACGAAAGAAACAAAUUGUCAAAACCACAAAGGGAAAAUAAAAGGAAAAUCCAUUUUUAACACUUUCAUUUGGCAUAUUUAUAUUUCUUUUUCAGACAAUAACAUUAGGGUCUUCAAAGGUUUUAGACCUAAAGCUGAACGCUUGAGAUCUAAGAAAUGUUUAAGAUGGAGAAUGCCUUUUUAUCAUGUCAAGAUAAUGUUCAACCAUGUUUGACUUCUAUUCAAAUGGAUGCUGUUUGCUUUACUUUUACGUCACAUUACUUUAUUUCUGUCUCGUGCAGACUCUCAGCUUUGAAAGGCUUUAAACUAUAAGCUGUAAGCUUUCCUUGUAACACAUUUUAUCAAUAGAGAACGGCUUUUUAAACCAUUUUCCUCUCCUAUUUGAAUAGUUACAAUUAAAUUUAAAUAGUUACUGUUUUAUUAUUUCUCAGAGUAAGUUGUAUCUUUUUUUUGUUUUGGUCUCCUCUUUCGAUGCAUUCUAUUUUCCUCGCUACAAGUGCUCCUCUCCUUUUCCCCUCUUCUACCAAUUUCAAGCUUUCCAAAAGUGUCAAGGUAUUUCAAACAUGUUUUCCACCGUAAUGGUAGUCAAUUAAAUUAUUAUUCGUGGCUUGAUACAUUAAUUAUUUCUAUUUACAAAGUUUUUUACUCCGCCUAAGCUAAAUAUGAUUAAAACAUCUUCCAAACUGUGGUGUCGAUGCUCUUUAAUUUUUCCUUGUCCUACAGAAGCUUCUUUAUCAAACCGGAGUCAAACCACUUGUUCCAGUGUUUUGCUGCCGUAUGAGUCCUCUCUAGCCAUUGAUAAAUCUUACACCACCUGCUUUCGUUCGGGAAGGGUAAGAAAUUGUCAUAAAAAAGGGAAGAAUCCACUGUAAAUGCACUGGAUAUCCUUUCACAUAAUUAUAGGCCAGACAUUCAUUGUGUAUAUAACGAUUGGGUCAAGUAAUUGUGAUACUUAUUUCAGUGUCUUGCUGUUUGGUAUGUUGCUUGCUUGCUUUCUGUAAAGUUCUAACAUAACACUUUUUCUCAUUUUUUCAUGUAUUUAGGAGUCGAACCCUUGGUGGCAAGUUAACCUUGAUAAACAUUUGUACGUAAUCUCUGUGGUAAUCAUUGAUAAAGUUGAUUGUUGCCCACGGGAUAGCGGAAUUAUCAACGUCAGAGUAUUAAACGGUCCACAGGGCACAGACUCAACCUGCUCCAAAUCGAUGGAAUAUGAUGGAGUAAACCAACAAUUUAAAUUUUACUGCUCACCACCAGCGCUAGGAAAUUACCUGAAGAUAACGUUGAAGGGCAAUAAUGUCACUCUAGUCCUGUGCCAAGUUAUCGUACAAACUAUUGGUAAGUUUCCGGUAGUUUCCUUUCAAUAUAAAAGUUCCCUCUUGGAGCUUUUAAAGUACUUGGAGCCUUCCAUGGGGUCAUAUAACUAAGGCCGCGUAUUCGAAGCCUUUGAGAAACCAUUUUCUCCGCUACAAUUAUAGAUUCGAUGUGUUUGGGCCAAGAAAUUCAUGCUCAUUUUCAGAUUGCAUAAACUACAGCUUUGACAAACUCUUAACCCAUCCUUCAGGAAAUCUUAUGAGCAAAGGAAGAAAAUCUCAUGAUUUUUUUUAGUUCUAUACCCUUGCGCGGUCUUAUAUGCCCCCCUCCCCCCCUCCCCUCUUACCCGAAGUAGCAGUAAACUCUUUGCAAUGUGUCUAUCGACAAUAGAGUCGCUUACAGAGGCAAUGGGAGUGCUUCGUGAGACAUGGUAUAGAAUGAAGAAUGACGGUGCCAGGAGUAAAUCAAUCCUGCGCGAACACCCAUUCAUUCAAGGUCCGCCAGGAAGCCGAAUAGUUUUGCCAGAUUUUGAUGCUCCUAUCGAUUUGGAAGACGGAUACGCGCAAAGAUUGACAGCUUAUUUGCAGGUAAACGUGAAAUAUCCCUGUUUAAAGCGGAGUUCUUUCUGUUCAUUUAAACUUUUCUUGUUUCUUUUUGUUUGUUUUUUUUUUGAGAAAAUGAAAAAUUAUUCAUUAUUCGUUAGUCUCAGUCAGUCUGUUUUUAUUUUCUAAGACAAACUUUAAUCACCUACUCACCAUUUUUAGGUUCCUCAGAGCGGUAGCUACGUCUUUUACGCUGCGUGCGACGAUUCAUGCGAGUUGUGGAAGUAUAAUGUCAUAGAAUAUGGAUUUGUGAAAGAUAACACCGAAUCAGACGAGAGUGCACAGAACCGAAGUCCAAUCAUAUCUGUUAACAAAGUCACUAGAUAUCUUCAGUGGGACAGGUAAGCAAUUUAUAAAGGAUAAAAAGGCCAAUUUUCCUGAAAUUUAAGACUACCAGAGUUAUGCUUAAAUUUUGGUGACCUGUCGUUUGAAGGUACGAAGAGCAGUCAUCGCAGCCUAUCAUCCUUGAAAAAUGUCGUAUUUAUCGUAUGGAGAUGUAUGGAAGAGAUUUAAGCGGAAACGAUCAUAUAUCAGUGGGCAUGCGUAGGCCGAAUGGAGAUUUUGAAAGGCCGAUUCUUAGGAAAAGACUAUUUUGGACAAAACCAGGUAUUUCAGUUUGGUUUUGUUUUGUUUGUAUUUUGGUUUUGUUUUGUUUGUAUUUUGGUUUUGUUUUGUUUGUAUUUUGGUUUUGUUUUGUUUGUUUUCCUUUAAAUUGUGUUUUGUAUCUUAUUUUGUUUUCAAUUAUCUAUUUUGUUUUUCACUUUUUUAAUUUUUGUAUUAUUGUUGAGUUUUUAUUUGUUUCGUCUCUUUUCUUAUCGAAGUGGCUUCGGAACGUAGUCACCUUUUUCAAAAGAUAACUUAUGCUAAAAAGAAUAGGAGAAGGAUAACGCAGACAACUAGGAAAAAGCUAGAAACUUAAAAAGCUCGUUUACAAGUGAACGGUUAACAGCAGGGAAAGAAAGUCGAGAUACAAGAGGACUUGCUGUAGUCGGCGUAUGCGCCUUACUCUUUUUCCUGAGAUGACUGAUUUCAUGAACUUCAUUUCUUUAACUUAGAGUACUUACUGAAUCCAAACCGUGGGUUAAAUUUUAAAAAAUAGUGGAUCAACGCUAGCUAGAAUUAUUCAAGGAACAGCUUAAAUUCUUGGAUCUUAAACAGGGACACGAAAAUUGGUGGUGAGACUCAACGAUCUUGAAACAUCGGUAGCUGCUAUCGUUGGGUCAAAUAUACGCAUGUCAGGUUGGUUCUUUCAUAAGUUUAACAAUGCAUAAAUAACGCGUCAAGCUUUCUCGUUUCAUUCGACAGGGAAUUGGUGUGAAAUAUCAAUCGAAGGCUUAAAUCGUCAAAUGUCAAUUUUUUUUAACCAAAUGUCAAUUUUUUUAACAGGUACCUACCGCUUCUGUUGUCAGGGCAUAUAUUGCCCUGAUUGUCCACUGCAACUGAACCUCUCAACCCUGAGACAAAACGUAACAAUAAACCCAGCGGUAAACAUGUCUUGUUUAAAUACAUCAUUCGAGACUUUCUUUGACACAUACAGAGAGCCGGGAAAUUAUACAGUGAAGGUUAGUUCAUUUUAGCGUUUCCUGAGAGAUAUUAUAUGAUACGAUUACGGACAACUUCCUCUUGCUUUUAUAAAACUAAUGCACCAAGAACUAAAACGAACACUUGAUAACCUUAGAAUCCAGUUUCUUCUUCUCUUUGAGUUAUUCACUUUUUAACUUUUCUCUAACAUAUACCUAAGAGAAAGUUCGCAACCUUGAAACAAUUGUUCAAAAUGUUCAUAAUGUGAGACUCAAAUUUCCCACCAGAUCAGCUAUUCAUUUCUGGACCAUUCAGGGCAAAUUCUUGAAGAGAGAGUGCUGGGAAAUAUUUAUCUUAAAGGUAAGUCGUUUAACGAGUUUGAAGAUUUAUUUUUCUUCUUCUCUCUUAUAUCAAUUAAGCAUUAAAUAUACGGAUCAGUUUAUAAGAUUCAGAAGACUUCACAAUAAAUACGAACUGAAUUCAAACUGCGAAAGUUUGGUGCACAACGAUUAUGCAUUGACUUUCUUUUUUCGAACAAGAUUAAAUUUGAGCAAAUCUAAGCGAUCAAUCAACCAAAUGUAUGGGUUGUUAAUCAGCUUGCUGGGCCGUGAAGUUAGAAUGGGGAUAACUUAGAAUAUUAUUGAGAUUUCCUUUCAAAAACCGGGAACUGCAAAAAAAGUCUUACAUGUACGAGGCAAAAUUACUUUCAUGAAAACCAUAUGUUUCUUGUAUUUCUCCUCCAAUUCUUGUCUCCCUUUUGGGUUAACAUCCCUACAAGAAAACGCAAUUUGGCAAACGAUUAUGACGAUUGCUUAAACGAUGAUUUGAACUCUCACAGCUGUUGCAGUAUUAAAAGUAUGCCAUUUCGAGUCUGGAAAUUGUGCAGGCUGGACUAACCUUGGAAGCAAGGAGAAGUGGAAGUUCUCCCAAGGUAAGAAGAGGGAUGUUUCUGCCUGCCUAACUGUUGUAUAGAAAAUGUACGUUGUAGAGUUCUCUGCGUCAUAAUCUUUUUUUAAACUGUCCUAGUCAAUCUCCAUGCUUAUAGAAAUGAUCGACUUAAAGUAGCCUGGUCCUCUUCUAUACAAAUGUAUUAUCAUUGUCAAAAUAUUAUGUGUCCUAGGUCAUUUUGCCUACAUCGGGAGAUCUUCCAGGGUACGGCUUAGGACUCCUUUGUUGUCAUGGAAACCAACCAAUGAGAUGGUGGGCGUAUGUUUACGGUUUAAAUAUCUCAUGCCAACCAAAUCAAACUCGUAUUUGAAAGUUCUGCUUUGGGAAACAAUAGAAAAAAGGGAGGUGCUAGUUUGGCAGCUGCUUGGAUACCACGGACAAGGAUGGUCAGUGGCUCAGGUGGUUUUGCCAAGCUCUGUGGCUGUUCAGGUAAGUGAAGCUUCUUUUUCGUUUGAGUGAAGUCUCUUUCUACUUGCUUAUAUCUAUGCAUGUGACAGCCUUGAAACAUUGUGUUUAGUGGUCGAUAACAUCAUAUUCUGUCCCUUUCUAUUUGUUAUUGUUUUGUGACAGGUUAUGUUUGAGGGAGGGGGCUUUGCUGAUGACCUAGUAAAUGUGGCGAUUGAUGACGUCAGCGUAAAGACUGAGAACUGUGUCUUACUACCUUACUAUGCAAAGCCAGGUUACUUCUACUUUCUUUUCUUUCUCUCUUUUCAUCCUUACAGUUGACAAAUAGAGAAGCCUUGACUGUGCUCUCUUCUGUUGUAAAGCACGCAGGGAGCGGCUAAAGCACGAGAGAAGUGUAGGUAGUGCAGGUAGAAACAUGAGACGUAAUGGAGUGUUUCUCCCCACUUCUUGCUCUAGACACCUCCUGAGUGCUUUACAACAGAAAAUAGCACAGUCAAACCUUCUUUUAUUAUAUAGAAUCCGUAAAUUCCCCACGCAUUGCUUUCAAUUUUCAAAACAAACUUUUUUCCAAAGUGAACAACAAUGUCGUUAGCAUGCUCCACACUCUCAAAAAAGCACGCUACAAUAACCCAAUCAGAAUCCUUGUUAGAUUGUUUUAAAUAAUCUGAUUGGUUGAACAAGACUAAAAAAUGUCCAAUUAUCAAAGUUCACAAACCAUCAGAGUUCACAAUCUGCGGUAGUUUAAAAACUUAGUGUCGCUCUCGCUCUCUUUUAUUUUUUGCCCUAGAAAAGGGUUAAGGACACAUGUUUCGAAAAUAUUUAGUUGUUCUCCAAUUCUCUUUUUUUGCGUCGCCACAAGCCAAAAAUGAUUUUUGGCCAGACCACCCCUGUAGACAGCGAUCGAAAGUGUAAAUUUCACAGAUUUUGUCCAGCGCGCAGCGACUGCAAUGACAUAGCUCACGGAAUUCUAUCUUGCUACAAGUUACAAGAUGUAUUCAGUUAGUUCACAGACAAAAUAUGGAAACUUGGUAAGUCACGCAAGCGGACAAGCGUUACGACCGAUCACAUUUACGCAAUAUUUUAGGACAACUCGGCACCUAUUCUUAUUCAGUUGUUAUGAAAACCUAAAAUCCACAACGUAGAAGAUAAACGCACGAAGUUUGAAUGGUCAAAAGGAGAUCUUGGUCAAUUUUCAGAACUAUGCAAAUGAUCUUUGACAUGAGCGCAAUUGAGCAAACACAUUGACUUGCGUUGUUUUUGAGAUGUUGGUGGAUGAAAGCUAAAGAUAUACGCGCGGGUUUGAGGCAAUCUGUGACCUCAUUGGUGUAUAAACUAUGGACCGGUAUGUUUUUUCAGCCCGAUUAACACCUGCAUUUUGAGAAUUCUUUAGUACAAAUUAGUGAAUUUUUGAUAUGCAAAUUAAGGUCGAGGAGAAGGGUCUCCGCUGAUCACGCUGGUAUGAACUAACUGAGUACAUCUUUUAGCUUGUAGCAAGGUAGAAGUCCGUGAGCUCUAUUAUUGUAGUCGCUGCGCUCUGGACAAAAUCUUUAAAAUUCUGGGGGGGUCUGGCCAAAAAUCAUUUGGCAACGCGAAAAAAGAGAAUAAAAAGAGAAUUGGAGAACAACUAAACUAUUAUUGAAACAUGCUUCUUAAACCCUUUUUCAUGGGCAAAAAAUUAGAGAAAACUUUUUUUCCGACAGGAGCUCGAUAGGACUGCUCUUAGCGAGAGUGGCACUUAAUAAAGAAUCUGAAAGUGAAAUGUUCAGUGAAAUCCAGCCGAAUUGGAGCUUAUAAAAACACGCGAUUUUCACAUGCCGAUUAGAAAACAACUGCUCAAGGCGUAUUUUUUUAUGAAUGCACGACAACCGAAUUCAGAGGAUUAUAGAGGUUAACAGCGCCGUAAAACUCGGCUUCUGAGACUGUGCCCAUCCUCUAAACGCAUCGGAAAGGAUAUAUUACCUAGCUCUUCGUUUAAUUCAGAAGGCGGCUGAUGUAAUUUCUGAGGCUUGCGUCACACUGCGAUGACCGGAAACCACGAUGAUGAGCUAGACGCGAUAGACCUCAGCAUGAUCGUCAUGAUUAUCAUGAAUUUUAACAGUUAUGCCAGUUUGGCUAUACUUUUCAUCGUUACUUUUUUAGAUUCAUUCUGCUUUGUUCUUUUGUUCUUUCCUUUUUUUACACGAAACUAUAUAUACGAGACAAAUGUUAGCUGUAUUUCAUUUUUAUUACCGUAAGUAAGCUAAGUGUAAAAACCUUUAAAACUUGGACUGCUCAUUUCGUUUUCUCUUUGAGGAUAUUCUUCUCUGCUCAAGUUAUUAUAACGUCAAUUACGGCGUUAGACAUGUUUAAAAACUUUUUUUAGUUCUUCUGUUAUUAUUUGCCGACUCGCUUGUUCCGAAAUUUCACUUUUAAUAAACGCAAAAAAGCUAGAGAGAAGUCCGGGAAAUGGUAAGACAUAGAACUAUUUGGCAGUUGACGUGACAGCUUUAGCUAUCUUGCUAGGUGUUCUAUACUCUCAUAGAGUUCGCUGUUUCAACCAAUGACAGCGCGCGUUAUAUGCGAACUUUAUAAGGAACUUAAAGAUCAUUUGGAUCUUCCAAAAUCCUCACCACUUACGCUUGAGGCGCACAUUUGGUUUGCCAAUAGUCCACUGCCACUGGUUGGCUGGUUAUGACAAUUGCAACCAAACCUUUUCUUUUUUUUCAACUCACCAGCCUGGGGGAUUGUCAAACUCAUAACGAUGUGCUGAUUGUCAAAUUCUCUCAUAGAAGUAUGACAAAGUUUCCCUCGUUAGUUCCUUCUCUUCACGGCCUUUCACUUAUAAAGAAAGAAAAUGAAACAGAAAGCUGAUUUUGCUGAGUUUUUCAGGUUUUCAAUGUGGCGAAAAACAGUUUCAAUGUAACAAUGGGGAAUGUGUCAAAAGCGAUUUAAGAUGCGAUGGUGACCUCGCAUGUAAAGAUCAAUCGGACGAGGAGAACUGUGGCUGCCCCUCCAAUAAGUUUGAUUGCCAGGAUGGAAAAUGUAUUCCUGCGGAAGCUGUGUGCGACGGUAACAACGAUUGCUCAGACGGAGAUGAUGAAAAUAAUUGUCGUAAGUUCAUGAUUGCAUCAUGCUAAGAACACCACCUUAGUUUUCUCUUAACUUUUAUGGUAAUUGUUCUAAAGAGUGGUUUUUUCUGAUCCGUUUUGUUAAGUCAGUCGUUAAGCCUGGUCAGCGAUGAUAAAACAAUUCUAUUUCCUUGCUAUGUUUCUGUGCGGUAAUCAUAUUCGCACGACUCAAUUAAAGAUUUGCUUUUCAGGUAGUCCAUGUCCCCUCAAAUAUCAUUGUCUUGAUGGAUCAUGCAUUUCCUGGUCUAAUACCUGCAAGGAGAUACCGUUCUGUGGGGACGGGACUAACACACCAUCUGUAUGUGGUAAGUAGGACACAACAGCCCAUACCUAAUUCUAAUUCAAUGUAAUUCGUGUUAAUUCACAAAAAUUUUCGACCAUGCCUUUUCGUGACCUAAAACUCUUGAAACCGAUCAUUAUGUAAUCUUAAAAUAUCUUGGUAUACUUUAGAAAUUGCAGUUUAAGGGAAAGCGAGAAAGCUUCGAUCUUGCCUUCCCCUUGAUAUUUCUGUAUUUCAGGGUCUGGGGAUUGCCUUCUCAGUGAUUUAUCGUGCUCAUCGGACACGUCGAAAGAACUCUUGAAGUGUAAAUCGUCUUUCAGAGGUAACAUACACGUCAAAUUACUGAGAUGCUGCUAUACCUUAAAAGACCACUUUUUUUUCGGUUAAUUCUCUUUUUCUUCAUCCUCUCGUUGCUUUUAUGUUUACGAUACGGAGACAGAGCGUCUGGUUCAUUUGGGUACUGAUUUAAUAGGCUUGUUUGAUAAAAGACAGGGUUCAGAUGAAACAAACGUAGUUAAUUAAAUUUGAUAUUCGCGCAUUACCAAUUAUAAUUACGAUGCCUAAGAUACCUACAAUAAGGUAAAUUUGACCCGAUGAAACCAAUACGUGGUCAUUUAAAGUGUGCACCGUGGAAAAUUGGAACAGUCAGUAUCAGUUGUGAAACUGCUCUAGUUCAUUUCACGAAUUACAAAUGGUCGUAUCAAAGCGAACAAUAACUCCUUGUGUACCCUUCCAAUUAAAUCUGGAAAAGCAACUCCGUAUACUCCAUGGAAUUAUUCCAUGAAGCAUUGUCAUCCUUCUGUGUUUCGGUAACUAGCUAAUCUUUCCCUUCGCACAGGCCACUGCAGCUUCGACGAUAAUUUUUGCGCAUUAAAAUAUGACUGGAAUGCCACGUUCCAGUGGACCAAAACGUCGGGCAAGACACCUACGGAGAAUACUGGACCAAGAUAUGAUCACACCACGUUUAGCAAGGAUGGUAAGGAGUGCGUUCAGAACCAACACUUCAUGAGAUCAAUUUUUCUGCCCUCUUUCAAAUGCUUUUUUACCAAAAUGCCGAGUAGGAGAUCCCAGUGGAAUAUUAAGUUAUGAAAUACACCAAGCAAUAUUUGUAUUUUGUACAGGUAAUCACAUGAUUUCGAGUGCAAUUUGGAAUAAAUAAGCGAGAGUAAUUAAAUGCUUUAAAAGACUAACAAAAUUGCACGAGCCCGUAGGGCGAGUGCAAUUUUGGGUCUUUGAAAAAUUAAAAGUGCUUGUUUGUUCCAAAUUGCACGAGAAAAAUCAUGUGAUUACUUGUUAAUAAUAUACAUGAAAAAAUACAAAAUAACAAAGCGCGCGCAUCAAGCAAAAAUAUGCAAAAAUAAUUUAUUCAAAACGUGCGUUCGGUCAAAAAAACCGCGUACGAUCAAAACAAUAAUAUGCAGUGAUAUCUUCACAUCUUUAUCGCGCAAAAAAAAUUCAAAGUGUGGCUAAACAGUUCAAGAAAUUGUUCAGUCAAUCACUUUCGAUGAAAUGGAGUCGUCGCCUUCCAAGGUUUAACCAUGUUAAUUUUUUUAUUUCGGCGUUGGAUCGCUCCAGCAAAGUGUUAAGCUGGGUUGGCUCGUAAUUUUCGAUUUCCUUGGCAAUUCCCUUCUCUAAACACCACUUUUUCCAAACCGACAACCAAAAAGAAGUGCAUUUUGUUGCGAAAUCCAAGGCUCGCAUUUGGUUGGGUAUCUGUGGAGUUUCUUUGAUCGCUGACCAAUCAGAAUGUCUGGUUUGUUACUUUCUUUGCACUGGAUUAACCCUCUUCUGCACUGAAUUAACUGCCUUGUGCACUGAAUUAUCUGAAAACUGCAUUUACUUCAACCAAUCAGAACUGAGUAAUUUUUUUCAUGUAUGUUACUAAUCCUAGAAAUAUUUGGAGGGCAUACUCGACUAAACAAGGGACUAAUCCUGAAAAUUUCGUUUAUCUAUUGAUAUAACUAUUUCUAUCCGUCACUCUAAUUUAUUAAGUUUCUGGUUUUGUGUUGUCUUGUUUUCACGUUCUAGUUGUUCUUUUCUUAGGGAUAUAUAGUUUUAUAUGUGCAAUAUGUGUAAAUUUUCCAAAGGUCAGCCUGAAAUUGUGAAAAAUGCAGGAUUUGUUCAUAAUGUUCUUCGUCUUCCUUCUAUUUUUUUUACCAUAGCCUGAACUUUAAAAGAAAAACAAGCAUAUGUAGUUCUUAUUCUAAAACAGGGUCGUAUAUCUACAUCGAAGCCUCUCCACAAAUGCCUGGAGACGCAGCAAGGCUGUUAAGUGACUGGAUUGAACCCAAUGAAGAAGUUUGCAUUCAGUUUUGGUAUCAUAUGUACGGGUCAGAUAUCGGUAAUCUGAGCAUCUACUUAAAAACUAACCAAUCAGAAAAAGUUGUUUGGACACUUUUGGGAAAUCAGGGGGACCAGUGGAGGUUCGGACAAACAGCUCUAAACAGUCGAGAUGCAUACAAGGUAGGUUCCCUUGUAUUUGUGGUUACCGAGUACUUACGACUACAAAAUGUUAGUUUUGUUCAUCGAAAUCUAUAGUUCAUGAAAUUAAAUGUGUGAAGAUACUUUUGUGAUCAUUGAGUUAUAUCAUAACUAUAAUUAUCGCUUUUAUCACUACUCAUAUCGUUAAUGUUAUCGUCAUACUUUUCAUAAUUGUCAUUAUUGUUUUUCACAAGUUUAUCAUCGAAGGAACGGUUGGCUAUGGAAGCAGCGGUGAUAUAGCUCUGGAUGAUCUGACAUUGCUCGAUGGAAACUGCAAGACAGUUAUUACGCAGAGUAAGUGAAAUAACAUCUUUAGCAAGUUAAAUGUCUAUAAGCCAGUGGCUAUGCAUGAUUUCUGUCUUCUUUUUGUUGUUUUAGUAGGAAGAAUGACAGUUAUGUUUUGAAACGAUCCUAUGUUUAAGAUAUUUAUGUGACAUAACCUGCUGAACUCAUCCACCUCUCACAGCAAUUUUUGUAAAUAUUUCAUUAAAAUGUACGGGCAAAUUUAUGUCUCUCAUGUUCCUUAAUUGUAAAUUUGUACAUUUCUGGAUAAAUCCUUGCAACAAACAAUCUUUACAGUACAAUUACGACCCAAGCUUUGCCGUUAACUUUAUUGAACAUUUCGUUGUACCAGCGACAUAGAAAGGCCAAACACGAAGAGAAAGUUGCAGAAGAAAUACAUGCGCACUCGUUUAUAGCUCUGUGAAUAGAAAUAAUUUAUAGGGUAGUACCUUUUGUGGCAUGUAACGAUGAUGAGGUUUUCCGACUUCUUUGCAUUUUUAGAGAAUCUGGACUGUGAUUUCAAAGGAGACACAUGUGACUGGCAGGCUCAAGGAAGGUGGACCCUUUCGAAAGGUGUGCCAGGAUUAAACAUUUUACCGUAGAGAGCUAAGAGAGUUCUUCAUUUGAAAGUCGAUUUUGGCCAAUGAUAGACAAAUCUGUUCGCUGAGAAGUCAUUGUAUGCUUUAACAAUUUUUGUACUUUGAUAAUUCUUCUCUACAAUAAUCUCUUAUCAGAUGGUUCCUCUAUUUUUCUUCGGCAUGGAGCAUAUGCGAUGCGUCAUUCUCUAUUUUCGCCCCCGAACAUAAAUACCAACGAAUGGAAGUGUUUACAUCUUUGGUAUCUCAUCGGAGGCAGCGACGGGUAUGAAGCAUCCAUAACGGUGCUAUUAAAUAUGUUAAAAUCAAACCUAACGAUUUUGCUUUUCUUCGCGGACAAAGCUACAUCUGAGGCAACAUACACACAAACACCGUUACCAAGAAAUUUCACAGAUGCUCAGGUAUUUACAAAUCGCUCGUGUUGUAACUUCAGAUCUUUCAUAGGCUUUCCAAGCUUCAUGUGAAUUGGAUUUAUCUUAGAUAAAUUUGAUGUUGAGUUGGAGAAGAAUUUUAGUUUAAAAGUUAUCCUUCACACUUAAGUGUGCUAGUCUGCUAUUGACAAUGACAUCAUCUCAUAUCCUUACGCAGAUCGAAAUAGUGGGAACGAAUGAAUUGAAACUUCUGGCGAUCAGACAAGUAUCCUUUUCCAAAGAUUCUUGUGAACAUAUUCCCAAGCGAAGAAAUGGUAAGUCUCCAUCACUAUUCAUGGCGUCUAUUCACGUGCAUAUUGUUCCGAUUGUUGCGUUUCCAUUAAUGACAACGUAACACUAGAUGCCACAAAACAGCGAAGGUUUCCUAAUUGUUUGGCUCGCUCUCUCUGCACCACAAUUUUGGAAUUAUAUUAUGGGCGGUAUCUUUAUUAAAAGGCUAACAACUAUAAACAGAGCUCAUAGAAUAACCUCGUUCGUAUGAAGACGUACCACAGCCGUGUAUAGCUGCAAAAAUGUUUUUUUUCAAAUAUUCGAUGUCGAAUAUUACAAUGUCAAUCUACACGGCUUAUAAGUGUAGUGAAUUUAAAUACACCCUGCAAGGGUCUACUUUUCAUAUUUUAUCAUCAUUUAAUCUUUAGAUUUACAUCAGCAUAAACCCCUUGGAAUGGAAAACGGUGAGAUCCUUGACAAGAAGAUCACCUCAUCUUCACAAGUGGAUAUGAUUCAUGCCGCCAUCCAAGGAAGACUUCACUUCCAAGCAACCCCAGGCAAAGCGGGGUCUUGGUCCGCUGGUUCAGAGGACUCAAUUCCAUGGUUUCAAGUUGAUCUAGAUAUUCAGAACACAAGAGUUACAGGGGUUGCGACGCAAGGGAGAAACGGACCCUUCGCUCAGUGGGUUACAGAGUAUAAGCUACAAUACAGUAACGAUGGAGUAAGCUUCAAAUACUACAGGGAACCCGGACAAACCACAGUAAAGGUACGUACUUAACGUAAUUAGAAGUCCACCAUAGAUGAAUGUCCAGGACAAUUCAAAAGGUCUUUUUUGCAGUAGAUGAAAUUCUGAGCGUCGAGUAAGUUGGUUUAAAAAGGCAAGAAAGACAAUUAUUGAUUUUAAGGUUCAGUUGUCAGAUGGAGAAAUAUGCAAUUCAUUUGUCUCGUGUGUGUUUCUCUGGAACAUUUCCACACGCUCGUGACAACUGUAAGAUGUACUUCUUCAAAACCAAGCCCUUGUCUUUUUUUCACACAUGAGUUUUUACAUGACUUACCCUCGCAUAAAAAUCCCCUUAAUAAGGCAAUUUUUCUGACGAAUAUCAUCCCGUAAGAUUUCUGUACAUGAACAGGGCUUAGCACAGAUUAGUAAUAUCUUUCUGAGCGAUUGUUAAGGAGCUAAAAUGCGAGCUUGUUAACAUCGUAAAACUAUUGAUAUUUAUAACACAAAAAUUAUCAUAACGCGAUCUUUUGUUGAUACAGCACUUUGCUGGAAACGUUGACCAGGAUGCUGUUGUUUUUCAUGAACUUAAUCCCCCAAUCAGAGCGCGUUACAUCCGCUUUCGACCUGUGGCUUGGUACAAAGCAGCUUCAAUGAGAGUUGAACUUUAUCAGGGUGUGGAAGGUAAGUGAAUUACUUACGGACGUUUAUUUCCUCUAUCUUUUCUGCGAAAACACUUGAAAUAAGAUAAAAUAUUCGGUAUCACAUUGCCAAAAAGAAAUGUAAAACAGCGUUGGUGUCUUUUUGUAGGUAUAAAAAUUAGUAAUUCACUGAUAAGAAUUGAUAAUGAUCAGUAAAAUAGAUAAGGUAUUUCUCCUUACAUUGAUCUGUUUUAUUACCGUUAGAGUGUAAUAGAGCUCUGGGAAUGGAAAACAGCGAAAUCUUGAGUGGACAGAUUCUUGCUUCUUCACAAUGGGAUGGAUAUUCCGUCGCAAGCCAGGGAAGAUUAUUCUUUGAAGCGACAAGGAGGAAACAAGGAGGAUGGUCAGCUGGCAAAAAGAAUGCAAGGCAGUGGUUCCAAGUUGAUCUGGGAAGUCAGUAUGUUAAAAUCACAGGUGUAGCAACACAAGGCAGGCAAGACCACGAUGAGUGGGUAACCAGUUACAAACUGAACUACGGGAAUGAUGGGAAGAGCUUCCAAUACUUCAAGGAAAAAGGAGAGGUCGAGGACAAAGUAAGUAUAAAAAGAGUCAAUCAAAUCUUUAUCAUGCAAAUAUGUUUUAGCAAACAAUAAUCAAUGCCAUUAAAUUGCCAUUUUUCAACUUCUGAUGAUGUCAAGCGUUAAAAUUCUAUCAGCUAAUCAGCUGAUAGGCAAUCGAUAACAAGUUGAUCUGGAAAAUCUAUCGCCUUGAUCAGUUAAUAUCACCGGUACUCAUCGUCUUUUGUUUUUCCUUUUUAAUGAGUUGAAAAGUUGGACGAAUGUAAUGUUUUGAUCUGUUAUGAAGUCUUAAUAGCCAGUUUUCUUGUUAUGACCUUCUUUGCCGCGGACUCGUUACCAUAUCCCAUGCGAUAUCCACUAAAAUUAUCUACGUUUUAAGGCAGCCCUUCAUUAUAACUAAUAAACAAAUCUCACUCUACAUUCGUCUUACAUAGGAGUUUAUUGGAAAUGUGAACCGUGACAGCAUUGUUCAUCAUGAACUUUACCCAGCUAUCAAAGCCCGUUACAUUCGCCUUCAACCCCUGUCUUGGCAUAACUGGAUAUCUAUGAGGGUGGAAUUGUAUGGUUGUUCAGAAGGUAGGCGAAGUAUCAUCCUCUAAGUGAAAAUGAUUUUCAUUUUUUUCUACAAUAUCUUUAUCUGAUACAGUCCUUUAGCUCAAAGACGUUCUUACCCUAUUGCAUACAGUUGCAUGCUUGUUCUUUUUUUUUUUCAAUUUCUUUGUUGUCUGACUGAGGACAACAACGAGGAAGCAAUUGUUUAGAAGGUAUUUAAAGUUGGAAUAUAUACUCAGUUAGUAUAGCUUAGAAAAGUUGCGGUAUAGAUUAUGAUUUAGGGUAUUUAUUAACUUGAUUCGAUUUCAAUAACACAAACAGAAUGUCAAACGGAUCUUGGCCUAAAAAAUAGAGCUAUUCCUGAUGCACAAUUAAGCGCUUCAUCGCAGGUGGAUCAUUACCAUGCCGCAUCUCAAGGAAGACUAGAAUAUGAAGGUGAAGAGUGGAGAUCGUCAGCCUGGUCAACUCUCACUAACGAUAAAAGCCAAUGGCUCCAAAUUGAUCUUCGAAGUAUCUACAUUAAAGUAACCCGGGUGGCGACACAAGGUCGAACCGGUUGGCACAUGAUCUGGCAGUGGGUAACACAUUACAUGCUGCAGUUCAGUGAUGAUGGAGAAAACUUUACUUUCUUCAAGGAACUAGGAAAAUCAGCGGCAAAGGUAGCAUACAUGUUUUGUUACGGACGUGUUAGCGGUGUGUUCUGUUACAAUGAUAGAUAUUUAGAUGAACAAAUUGCCGUUCUUUCAAUUUAGAAUUUUAGUGGAAACAGUGACAGCAAUACUGUUGUUCAUAAUGACUUAAAGCCACCGAUCAGAGCUCGUUACAUCCGCUUUAUCCCACAAGCUUGGUAUCGCCAUAUAUCGAUGAGGGUGGAGCUCUACGGAUGUCUGGAAUAUAGUAGCAAAGGUGAGGAAUGCAGCUUGGACUUAAAAUAGGAUCAUCUCUUUAAGAAAAUAGCGAGCGAAAAUUAUUCGACAAGACCAGAGAAUGUGUCGAUAAUACAGUGCAGCUUUCUCUUCACGAAGCAGUGAUGAAUGACUGACUGACUAAUAUAAUGACUGAUCAACUGACUGGUCAAUUGAAAAAGUGGCUGACUGACUAGCGCACAAUGUCAGUAUGACAAAUUGUAGCAUCGGAUUUCGGCUAAAUUUGGGUAUGGUUAACAUAUAAUCCUACUUUAUUGGUACAUUUUGACGGCACUUAUUUAAUUAGUCUUGCCUUGGCUUGACCUUGGAUAUUUUGGCUUGACUGCCUUGCUCCAAAAUACGAAUUAUGACUCGACCGAGCUUGCCUUCUAUGCGGCCCAAAAGUACCACCUGACGCGAAUAGGUAUGGUAGCUAUCCUUGCAGAUAAAAGGUUUGGAAAUGGUCUUCACCCGUAUUUACUCCCUAUAGUUUCCAUGAAUGUAUCCGAAUGUCGACAAGCCCUUGGUAUGCAAGACGGUAUAAUAUCAGAUGGUCAAAUCACUGCCUCCUCGGAAUAUAUGGGCGGAUAUGCUGCAAUCCAAGCUAGGCUGCACUUUGCACGAAUAAUCGCACACAAGGCUGGGUCUUGGUCAGCGGAGAGAAAUGAUUUACAUCAAUGGUUGCAAGUAGAUCUAGGAAGUCAUUACUUUAGAGUUAUCCGAGUUGCAACGCAAGGAAGGCAUGAUGAUAGCCACUGGGUGACAAAGUAUAAGCUAGAGUAUGGAAAUGACGGAGAAAAAUUUCAUUACUACAGGGGAUCCGGAAAAAUUUCAGAUAAGGUAAUGUAAUUGAUACAUCUUCUACACUAACUGGUAUUUCGUUCCUCAAUCCUUAACUUUCAGCCUCAAUUCCGAUUCAAGGACCCAAAACCUCAAUCAAUUUCUGGCACGGGAACAAAUAUCUACAGGUCAUAACUCUGGUCUUUUUUAAUUUUUUCCUUCAAAAAGACUGGUCCUUUUCCCGUUGAUAUCACUAUGACUUAUCAUAAAUACGAAAAAAUACCUCUAAAAAAGACGAAAUUAGAACAUACCACUAUUAUAAUUAAUGAUUAUUCGUAAUCGAAAGAAUCAAAAGUCAUGAGAGGAAGAAGAGGCUGGGUCACUCGCCUUCAGAAACUGCGAACUUUUCGAAGAAUGCUCUAAAUGAGAGAAAUUAAUGUAUUUAAGCAAUUCUAUAGAUGAAUAACCAUAUACCAUUAACGGUUGUUCUACUUUUUUAACCUAGGAUUUUGUUGGAAACUAUGAUCGAGACACUAUCGUUUUUAGUGAACUAAACCCACCAAUCUAUGCACGUUUUAUCCGCUUUCGACCACAACAUUGGUUUGGCCACAUAGCCAUGAGGGUAGGGGUCUAUGGAUGUCAAGGUGAGGAAGUUUCAGUCUUCUGAAUCAUUUAAAAAAUGCAAAAGACAUAUGACUUUUCGCAUUUUUUUCAUAAUCUUUCAACUCAUUUAGUCCCCUAGACUGUUCUUCCAUUCCAUCUACCACACCCUCUGGUGUGCACCUGCAUUUUUUGCAUGCACUUGAUUACUGUCAAUGUUUAUAAACGCGAGUCAGAAUUGAGUCACUAGUUGUGAUCUACCAACAAUUCAUGCUUGUAUUUUGCUGGUGUUUUUUUGUUGUUGUUUGUGGUUUGUUUUUUCUAACAUGGAAUUUAAGGAUGCAUGUAAAUACGAAGAAGUCUCAUAGAUUUCUUAAAACCCUCAGAAUGUACGAAACCUCUCGGUGUGAGCAGUGGUGCAAUAUCUGAAACACAAAUGAGUUCUUCUUCCCAACUGGAUGAUGCUCAUGCCGCUGUGCGAGGAAGACUCAACUCUAUGGCAACUGAGGAUAAAGGAGGAUCCUGGUCUGCUGCCUCGAACAACCGCCGCCAAUGGCUUGAGAUUGAUCUGCGUAGUCAGAACAUCAAUGUGACCCGUGUAGCCACUCAAGGAAGUCAUGAUUCCAGACAAUGGGUGACGAAGUAUAAGCUGCAGUACAGUAAAGAUGGUGUAAACUUCCAAUAUUACACAGAGCCAAUGAAAACUGCACAUAAGGUGGCGCUUAUUUGUUCACAGACAACUUUACUUCAGUUUCCCUUUUCAAUUCCCUAUGAUCGUCCGGCGAUAAAUCAUCUUUAUUGCCAAACACAGAAUUUCCGUAGCAUCGGUGUAUUUUUUUCGCCUUUAACCUGUUAAUAUGAUGUCCUAUAGUCAAUGCCAAGUUUCUUUACACCUUGGCAUACCGGUUACAAAGAUAAAUUGUCUACUAGAUAGGUAGAAAGAAACAAAUUACACUUUGCUGUAAGGAAACAGGUGAGAUUAUCUCUUAUCGUCAACGAUAUUCGUCAUCACAGUGGUCAAAACGUUGAUUGUCGAUGAUUGACAGUCGAUUUGUUUUUACCACAUAUCGACGUCAAAUGAAACGAUUCUUUCAUUGCGUGACCAUUGCGUCACACGUGGACGCGAGCCUCUGUACUGCUGAGCUCUGUACCCUUAUCGACGACGGCAAACUGGCCAAUGGGAUUGCGAUGUUCCUGCCAGUUGUGGUAAAAUUAGGAUUCCACAUGAGUUCUAUAACAAAGCAAUACGCUUUUUUCUCAAAAAUGCAUCCUUUGAACCUAAAUAUUACGAUCAUCAAGAGUAAAAUUUUAUCUGAGACGGUAUUCUAUCCAAUUUUCUAUCUGUAGAUUUUUGAUGGGAACGUUGAGCAACACGCCGUUGUUUAUAAUGAACUUGUCCCGCCUAUCACAGCACGUUUCAUCCGUUUUCGGCCCCUUGACUGGUAUGGUCAUAUAUCAAUGAGAGUAGAACUUUAUGGAUGUCAAGGUAAUUUAGGAUUUGUUGCCUUCCUGAAAACUUUCAUUCAGUUCAUCAAGCGACCAAAUAAUCGAAGUCGGAUUUGUUAGGUUUGGUUUAGGAUGCGUAUGACACUCACACCCGUAGCAAAGGACGUGAAGUAACUUUUUAGUUUUUUUUUGCUGAGUCAGUAUUGAUAUCGAGGUAUUCCAAGGAAGGAUAUCAAACAUUUUCGUGUAACACCGGAAUUUUCUUGUAUGAGGAUGUUGUAUCUCAAGGUGUCUUGUUCCACCCUUUUAGAUGACCGUCCCUGUGACACAUCGGUAGACUGGUGUGGGUGGAAAAACGAACGUGGCUGGAAAAGAAUCAGACAUAAAGAUCUUGAUCAGGUCUAUCAGAGUGAAGGUGGCGGUGGUAAAGGUUCGUGAUGACUUCUUCAAAAAGCUUGAUAAGAAUUAGAUGUGAUUUGUUUCGUUAAAAAAAAAAUUUCAGCAUUUGUAAUAGACAUUGAAAUAAAGAUGACGAUAGCGCUACCAUAAAAAUUGUUUUACUUCUGUUUUUGCUUUUUCCGCCUUAGGUUUCAGUGACAACAAAAACUUCGAGGUCCACCUCCCUGACAGCGAAUACGGUUACAUAUCAUUAUCUAAUGUGGUACUGGAUGAAUGCUGUUUUACCAUUUGCUUUUGGUUGAAUACUGCUGACAGUGGCUUCUUUAUGGAAUACAAAAAUGCGGGAUCAGCCGAAGAAAACGAGACUCUUGUUUUCGGAAUCUACUGUGGGAAAAACACAUUUCUUCUUCAAAGUGGCAGCGAGAGAAGGUAUUAAAGUAGGAUGGAUGUAGGGUUGUUUCUUGUCUUAUAUUUGAUUCACAACCUUUGGAGAUUGCCUUAACAGAGAGGACGCCUCAAAAUUAUUAAUUGCUGGCAGGUUAACUGCUUGGAACCGUGGUUCAUGCAAAGAGACCUCGCUCUCUCUUUCCCUUCAUUCAAAGCUUGUAAAAUUGUGUCAGCCAGUGUUGAGCGUGAUAUUUUUUUCUGCAAUUGCUAAUUACCAAAUAUUGCAACAAAACGAAAUUAAGAGCAAUUGUAAUCAAGCAAAAGCUCAAAAAUUUCCACUCAAAUAAAUUUUUUACUUGUAUCAAACAGAACUUAAAACAUAAUCAACUAAGUCCUCAUACAAAUCAAAUAGAAAAAAAAAUUGGGGAGUUUUACUCAUGUGAGCAUGAACAGUGUCUUUUGCUCUUUCUGCACAGCGAGCAAUCUAUGGACGUGAUGGACUCCACCUGGCACCACGUGUGUGUCUCGUGGGAUGGGAAAGUUGGACUGCUUGCAGUUUUCAAGGAUGGUCAUAGAAAUUUCAAGCUAAAUGAGUUCAUGGCGUCCCUACUUAAGAAGCCGAAUGAAGGUAGGAAGAAGACAUACACUAUUUUGGGAGGGGGGAGGGGGGGGUCAGAAGGUUAGGGACCUCUGGUGUAAUCUUUUUCUGAGCUGUACCUGGAUGUGAACAGGUUCAACGAAGAAACUGAUGCUGGAUGAUAUUCAAGUUUAGCUGAAAACUUAGCCGAAAGGUUAAGUUUGAGUAAGGUUUGAUAAUGGAGACCAUUUUGCAAAGUUAACUUAUUGUUUGCGGUGAGAACAUGGAAGGUCGGUCAUUUUCACCCUUUGCUUCUAUCGACCCGUGAACAACAUGCUUUGCACCUUUUGAUCCUUUUAAACGAAUUUAACCUGAGAAAGAUUUGUUUUAAUUUGCAAAUACAGGAGUCGUGACAAUUGGUUUUAGGAAUAAAAAUGGAACUGCCUCAGCUAUUCUUGGUAAACUGAGUGGCGUCAAUAUUUGGAGCACUUUGGUCACAACAGAAGAGAUACUGCGCAUGUCAUACGGUUGUGGGACAGAAGUUGGCAAUGCGAUGGCCUGGGGAAAAGUUAGAAAUGGGCUGAUUGGGAAAGUGGAGAUGCAGUCACGUCCAACUUGCAACGAUGGAAAACGUAAGGCUUACCGUGAUAACUUCAUUGUUGUUAUCCUUGUAAGCCAAACAUUAGGAGCAAACUUUCUGUUGUGGUUUUAAUAACAAUCUCUUUGAAUACCUGUUUCGUUCGAUUAACAGAAAGGAUAGUUUGAUACAUGGCCUAUCCUUACAUCUUUUGUUUGAUUUAAGGAUUUAUGUUCCCUUUUUUUGUUUUUCUUGUGGUCAUUAACAUUAUUUCCUUUUCCGUUUUCGACAAACUUUAAUGGUGAUAUCUAUUCGAAGGUAAAUAACUAUAGUCAAUCAGUAGUCCAAAAAUAUUACCUCUAUUCAGUUGGUCUAGUUUUUCUGUCAUAACCUAUUCAAACUAUUGAUGACUAGGGGUUCUUUUGACACAAGAUUGUCUCAGUCUCCAGCUAGCAAGAGGUGAUUUUGGGUUUUAAUGAAAUUGUAGCCUGAUCAGUGUAGAAUACUACAAGUCUCUUAUAUUUUGUGGGUCAAAAGUCUUUCAGUAGCGUUUCUUCAUCUUUUAAAUGAAAUUUAAAGGAAUGCACCAUCCUCGAUUAUCACACGUUUAUCAUUUGCCAGACUCAAAAUUAAUAAUAAGGAUUACUAGCAGCUAGUAUUGUGUUUCUAUGACCACCAGGUGCCAGGCUUGUGGUAGAUACCGUCGAUUUGGAACCAAAUGGGACCGCUGUUCUUGUGAGCCCGACAUACAAUAGAUCAAAUGACGGGAAAAGCAGAUGCUUGAGGUUUCGCUAUAUGCUGCGGGGGUCUGGAGAUAAAACGUUGACAAUUUUACAGAAAACCGGAAGUUUUCAUGAAAUACCCAUCUGGAUGUGGAAACGCAAUUCUGGCCGGGGUUGGAUUUAUGGUCAAGUUCCGCUGACCUCUACUACGAAGUUUAAGGUGAUAUAAAAACUGUGACACUUACUUUUCCAUACAUUCAUACACGUACUAAAAUGAACGAUGCAGGCCAUCAAUUCACCGUGGUCAGUUAAUGGUAUUACUGAUAAGUUGCAUAAAGUCUUCUGCACAACCUAAAGGUAAAUUAACAAACUUCGUUUUCUCUUUAGAUUUUGAUUAAAGCUCAAAAAAGCAGGAAGGAAGACUUGAUUGCUUUAACAGGAGUAUAUGUCAAGGAGGGACUCGAUUGCAAACUUUGGCCCCUGUCGGCAAAACAAGGUAACUUACUUACUUUUACCUUGCCUUGCAUUGUUACCUUAUCUAUCGUCCCAUUUUACAUAAUUUUUUAUAGCGGGUAAUAAAAUUAGCAUGUAGUUUCAAAGGAAGGAAAGAAUGCAUUACUUUUUUAAACCCUUUCUGAGGAUCUCCUCCUUUUUAAUUCCUAUGAAACGAAGUUGACCAUUCGUUUUAGAUCCGAGGCAUCAUUUUCUUCGAGAAAGUAACAUAGUCUCUUGAAUUAUCUUUGUAAAAUGCUAUCAAUCACUCUUCUCAAGUCCUUGUUUUGCUGUUCUCUUCAUCUGUGUAAAGUAAUACCAAGCAGUUCAUAAACUUUGCUGCUCUACAGUUCUUCAUUAAUCUGUGUUUUGCACUUUUGCUUAUUUUGUUUCCUUCUGUUUGUUUUGUUUGUUUAUUUACUCACAUAUCUAUCUGCAUAUUUUUAUUUCCAGCCUGCAAUGAGGACUUAACUGAUCCGUCAGGAUAUCUCUUUUCGCCGGCCUAUUCCGGCGAUGUUCUUAAUGAUAUCGCUUGUACGUGGUACAUUAAUGUCCCACGAAAUAACAAGAUUCGCUUGGAAUUCCAAGAUUUCCACCUUCCGGACCAUCCCACGUGCAAGGACUGUUAUCUUCAAAUUUUUGAUGGAAGUGAAACGUCUUCUCCUGCGAUUGGUCGAUUCUGCGGAUAUAUGUAUCCUCCUAUUGUCAUUUCUUCAUCAAAUCAUCUCAGCAUUGCUUUGCGUUGUGCUGCCAGUUCCUACAAAGCCAGAUUCAGUAUUUUCUAUAACUCCACGGCAGGUAUGAAACGCGACAUCUCUGAAUUUUUAUUGCAAGUAAGCAGUUUUUAGGUUUUCUACUUUUGGAGCUCUAAUAGAAAAAGGAGAUAUUGUAAUGGAAUUCAAAUGUCACGUCAUAAUUUCAUGCUAUUGUUUAUUUUUCAAUUUUUCAGCUCACAUGGAUUUAGAGUCGUCCUGUUCGCUUCAGCAAGGUGCACAAAGAAUCUUGAGCUAAUUUGCUUUAUUUUUUUCAUUUGAUUUCGGACUAACGUUUUGUAAGACAGCAUUAAUUUAAACGAACGAGUUUCUAUCUCAUAUACGUCACUAUCGCUAUUGCCACACAUCUAGACUCCUAUUAAAAUUAGGUUUUUUGAGCUGUGCAGAUUUAAUUGAAAAGGAGCUAUCUAAUUUGGUCUUUCUUCAGUCUUUUGUCCCAAAACUGUAAGUGUUUCGAUGCUUCUUUACGUAUCAACUUAUAAAUGAUGGUCUUAAAUUUCUUGCCUUUCAAUCAAUGCUAAUGAGCUUGUGUCUUACAACCCGCCUAGAAUGUCCAUCAAGCUGCAAAUGUGAAGAGUUUGGUGGAGAAGUAGACAAGAGGAUACUGGUGACAGGAGAAGAUUUACUAAAUGUACCACAUGACCUUCCAACAAACGUCGGAGCAGUGUAUGUGACAUUUGGGGUCCUUUUGAUCUUGGUUUAUUCAAACUCUAAUCGCCUUUUGCUUUAUCGUGAUUUCCUUCCCACAAGAAAGUUGAAAGUUCGUUCCUCGUGUUUCUCAAAACAACUGAUAUUCUUUCUUUGUGUUUAAAAAGGUUUUUCGGGCAAAACCGGAUCUCCCAAUUGCGCGAGGAGGACUUCAUAAACCUCUUGAAAUUAGAAUAUAUGUGAGUAAACAUGUAAACUUUUGUUUAAGAUUGGUCAAUUCUCAUUGCAGCGACAGUACGAAUCUUGAACAUUUUACUGUAAUUAAUCGAGAUUAUGGUUAAGAAAACCAAUUGAUCUCCUUAGCCUAUGCCUUGAUUGACAAACUUUGGGCGAACGAAGCUUUCCCUGUACGUUCUGGAAAAAAAUUAAAACAAAUUUCUCCCUUUAAAACUCAGUUUCUUUGACCUCAGCUUAAAGUUGUUGAUCACCUUUUUAAAAGCGUUCUCAUUUCUUUCUUCCUCUUCCUUAGUGAUAUGAGCUUCAAUACCCUGCUUCGCGUGGAUGAAGACAGCUUUCAAAAUGUGACAUCCGUCAAGACACUGUAAGUAUCAAUUAAACAGUGAUUUAUUUCAUAGUGACUGAGUAACUCUUCCGCCUUGAAGUCCGUUGCGAGAUCGAUAAUGACAUUUGUCGUAGCAAUCGAUAUAUUUUUCCUUUUUGUUGUAGGAGACUUGAUUUUAACUUUAUUCGAGCUCUUCCUGUUGGGGCCUUGAAAAGAUUAUCCAAUUUACGCGUGCUGUGAGUAUUUCAUGUGAAUAACAUUAUUCUUGAUGAUUUUAGAUAUAUGAAAUUCAUAUUCUUGUCCUUUGUGUUCUCCAAAGGACAUGAAUGUGCUUAGAUCUAAAAUUGCAUUUUGAAAAGAGAGUAGAAAACUCUGCAAAACAACAACAUGAAAUGACCAAACUUUGCAUUGUCUGGAGAGCGUGAACGACGACGGCUAAUUUUUUAAAUUUCUAUCUCUAACUUAACGCUGUGUUCCAUAUUCAGUUUCGACAGCGAGAAACAAACUUAAUGACUUAAGGGUACUGCGAGAUUCGUUGGUAAAAUGUAAGUUUAAUUUUUAACCGAUGUUGUCCUCGGCGUCGCCGUCAUCGUUUCUUAAACUCCCUAGUACGGGGAAGGGGAAUUUAAGUUUUUACCUCUUUUUAAGUUAAUAAAAUAAAUUGAUUGUUUUGUUUCAGUGACCUAGGAAGGAACCUUCUUCGGGUUGUAUUCAGCAAGAUGCUUGAUGGACUCUCAAAUCUGGAAGUACUGUAUGUACUUAUUUUUAGUGAAAAAAUAAUCUUAUUUUUUUUAAGUCUAUGGUAAUCAGCUAAAUCAUCUCUCCUCUUGGUUUUGUUUGCAGGAGUUUUCGCUCUAACCAAAUCGAGCUGCUGGAAUAUGGUGCUUUUAAGAACCAAAGCAAUAUGACGCAUUUGUAAGUGCAUUAAAUUGGUCACUAGUAAAAACUGAUUUUGACUGUCAUUGGAAAAAUCAAUGGAAGAACACCUGAUGAGCAAAUAGGGGGCGUGGCUCCAUCCAAUGGAUAAAUCUCUAUCUUGUGGAUAGCGCCGUACAUUUUGUUAGCACUCAUCCGCUGGAUAGCUAUUUGUGUAUUGGAUAUCGUUAUGCAUCCUUAGAACAACUGGGUUCUGUUAUUUAAGCCAAGUCAGUAGAUACAUAUUUCUUUCUUUUUAUUUGUUUUUGUUGUUUAUUUAAUAUCAUUCUUGUUUCCAUUUAGGUACCUACAGGAUAAUAAGCUGAAAGAAGUGUCAAAUGGGAUAUUCAAAGACCUUAUGAAAUUAAAAGUAUUGUGAGUGCAUUGAUACCAUAUUUAGAGCAAAACCUACGGAAAGGGACAAUGAUAAGAGUGUACUCCUAUAUUUGUCAUGUGACUGUUUCAUGGCGAAUACAAGGAAGUCAUGAACUAUAACUGACUUUUGUCCCUCAUUUUUCGAAGGAUUGAGUAAAGUUUCCAUAAAAAAUAUCUUAUUAGCUACUUGAUACUUUUUAUCUUGAUCUAUUUGAAAUCUCCAGAAAUCUUAGUAAGAACGAGUUAACAGCUGUUUCGAAGGAAACCUUUCAAGGAUUGAAAUCACUUGAAUAUCUGUAAGUAUACAUGUUGCUGAGUAAAAGUAGACUAUUAAUUUCUCUAUUCAGAGAUUGCACCUUACUGUUAAGCUGUAUUCUCAUUUUUUUAGUCACUUUUAUUUGAUUUUUAUCAAAAGUGUACUCGAAAUUCAAAGUUAAAUUAGAUAUAAAAAAACUCUUCUUUCACAACUACUCAAGAAUUUGCAACAGUUGAUGAAUAGUUUAUCGGAGUGUUUUUUAACUCAGUCAGGAAGGUCGAAGAUUCACUGCACGAAAUGCUUUUCCUCACCAUCAACCAAGUUACACAAUAAAUUCGGAGAUAUAAGAGAGAGAAUUCGAUUUUAUCAAGAGUACACAUCAACACGAUUCGUUCUUUCACUUUGUGAAUGGAUCAGUGACGGCAGAAGAGAGUUUGAUGUGAAUGUCUUACGCAUCAGCAAAGUUGACAUUGGGACACAACGUAAGGUAAACCAGUUAUUCUUGCUUACUUUUUUUAUGCAUCAAUUCAGGUACCUGGACAGCAACAAACUUACUAAAGUACCUCCAGACGCAUUCAAUGACCUCAAGAACCUCAAGUAUCUGUGAGUAAUCUUCUUUUUAAUCUCCAUCAGUCUAAAUUGGUAAAAUCUAAAGCUAGCUCAGUUUUUCCCAAAAAGAAAAUCUUGAUGAUGGUUUUUUUACUUUACACAGUAUGUUUUUUAAUUCAACAGUCCAUUCCAUACGUUACAAUUACGGUUAAAAGUCACUGCUCUUUUGAAAUCAACUCAUUUAAGGCCCUUUGCUAAUAUUCAGACAUUCAAUCAUUGGACAUCGAUAAAAUCACCGUACAUUUUGGUUUGACGAAUUCAGAAUUUUGUUAAUUGUCUGUUUAAGAAAGCAAGAUAAAAUUAUGAAAGAAAUGAAAGUGAAGUUUACUUAUUUUUCAAUUAUAAUAGGAGACUAGAUCGCUUCAUAUUCUGUUGCUAUGCCAAGAAGUCAAUUGAAGGAGUUGCUUGCGAUUCCCCAGUUGAUGAAUUCUCAAGCUGCGAUGAUCUCAUGAAAAACAAAACUCUUCAAGUUUGUAUCUGGAUACUGGGAAUCCUUGCCUUCUUUGGUAACCUCGCUGUCAUAAUAUGGCGCAUAAUUGAUAAAGAGGAGAACAGAGUCCAAUCGUUCCUACUGACAAAUCUAGCAUUUGCCGACAUGUUCAUGGGUGUCUACCUGUUGGCAAUCGCCAUUAUGGACGCGAGGUGGCAAGGUGAAUAUUUCAAGCAUGACCAUGAAUGGAGGUCUGGCUGGGGUUGUCGAACUAUUGGAAUUUUAUCGAUGCUUUCCAGUGAGGUAUCUGUACUAAUUCUAACAAUCAUCACCAUGGAACGAUUUAUUGCAAUUGUCUUCCCAUUCAAAUUCAAACGCCUGACCAUCAGAUCUGCCGUAUUCACCUGUACAGGAGUGUGGAUAUUUGGAAUAGUUAUUUCAGUGAUUCCCAUCACCGGAAUAGACUAUUUUUACGAUCAGAACGGUGAUUUUGGUUUUUACAGUCGUUCAGCAGUUUGCCUUCCUCUUCAGCUGUCUGAAGGAACCCCGGCCGCUUGGCAAUACUCCGCCUCCUUCUUUAUUGGGAUGAAUUCCAUUUCUUUUACCUUUAUCCUGGUGGCGUAUAUCUCAAUUUUUUUGACGGUGAAGCGUGUAACCCACUCUGUUCGAUCGACGAAUUUAAAUAGAGAAUCCGCCAUGGCUAAGAGACUUGUUUUUAUAGUGAUGACAGACUUCUGCUGCUGGAUGCCCAUAAUAAUCAUCAGCAUUUUAUCUCUGAUAGGAAAUUUCAGUGAUCCAGACAAAAUUGCUUACGUGUGGAUUGCAGUGUUUGUUCUUCCCCUCAACUCCUCCAUUAAUCCAAUCCUUUACACGUUUUCCACCGAUAGAGCAAAACGUAGCUUUCGCCAGGAGGGGAAAAGCGUCACUGGUUUCGUUAUGAAGACCUUGAACAGACGUACAGAAGGUGGGUAUGUCUGUUGAGGAAUACUUUGGUUAUCAAACUCUGAAUACUAUUCUCAUCUCAAAGAUACGAAGAAGCCUUAGAAAUUACCUUAUUCAGUUGUAGUUUAAGUGUGCUUCUAUCUCAUCGUCUUCACUCACAACAAAUUGCUACGAAAACAGAAAAAAACAAGCGAAAGCAAACAUAAAAGUGGGAAAAACCACGUGCAAGCGGUUGUAAAUGAAGCCUAAUCACACAAGGUCGCAUUACACGUCAGAACCAACCUAACUAAAUUGUGCUGUAAUUGUUCACAAUUUUUGUAAAACUAUCAAUAUACGUGGUGUUAGGUGUUCUAUUCGUCUUCAAAAAUCCCCUUUUGUUUUUCCAUCCUGAAACGUACCUUUAUUCAUGAUCAGUUGGCUAUUAUUUUUUCCUUUGAAGAUCGAUUGUCCUGUUCCUCGAACAUCUCCAGAAAACCGUUUCUGUCUAAAGUCCUUUCGAUUUGCAGCCCCCAGCGAAAAGCAAGGGUAUUGAAAAAGCCGCAGCUCGAGAGCGUUGUCGUGCACGCUAAUCUGAAGCUGAUUGAAGAAGUAAACAUGUUCAAAGAUGAUACUGCUGGAAGAAAAUCAAUAGUAAGUACCUCUUUGUGAUGAUAAAAAUGGCGUUUUUGUGGCUACAGACUAGAGAAGAUUAAGUCAAAAGCCAAUCCUAUGCUAUAUAUUUGUCGCUAGUUCGCAACUCUCUCCGUAAGCGUUUAGGGACCUGUACCUUAAUCAAGGGAGAGCCCUUAGAGUAAGGCUUAUUUGACAAAUACACUAUUUUUCCGUUCAUAUGUUACAGGAUGCUUUACUUAAAGACCUUUCUUAUGCUUAUUUCUUGAACUUCCCUUAGAAUAUGAAAUUAAUCUUGUUCUGAAUAUUUUUCCAUCCACCAAUCUUGCGCAAGGAUCUUGCAUCUCUUACAAAAAAUUUGCAAUUACUACUCCCUGUGUCGCCUACCUUAGAUUUACCAUUGCCACGUAUGACAUGUACAAAUGAGUAUAAGCUUCACGUCACCUCUCGCUGUUACAGGGUUAUGUUACAGCUUCGUGUGAGGAAGGAGGUGUUUUCAAUAUGGUGUUGCUAAAGUACUUUGGAGAAGAAAUGAAGGAGGACUGGAAUCGGGAAGUGGGUGUAGUGCAGAGCCUCUCUUGUGACGAGCACCCACAGUCCAAUGUGUUACAUUAUCGAUGGCACUGCAAAAGUAAGUGAACCUAAUUUUUUUAAAUGUAAACACCAAUUUUUAGAAUUGCCAAAAAUUGUUCGUACCAAUUUGAAAUCCUAGUUUACUUACUGCUUCUAUUCCAUAUAUAUAUAUUUUUUACCUUUUGUUGUUGUUGUUGUUGUUGGAAAAUCAGGAUCUGUGAAGUUCACAGAGCCACAGCAGAGCCUUUUUUAAUGAUUUCAUAGGUGCUGUACUGGACCUCUGAAGUUUUUUUUUUUCUGUUAAUUUCUUUAGCUAGCGACCUGAAUAUCGAGCAAGGCAAAACGAUGCUCAAUGCUUUACAAGGAAAAAGUUUGUAAGUUUUUAGUGAAUGGGAGCUUUAUUAUCAAACAUAUUUAUGGAAAUUUCCAUACUAUUGAUAACAGGUGAUACAACGGAUAUUAAAAUGAAGUGUUUCCUUUUUUUUUCUAAAAGCCUGAUAUGUUUCGACUUUGUGUCGAGUUCAACUCUAGAAGAUUUUAUUUGUGAGAAAGGAACUGUCAUCGACUUUGAGUCAAUCUGUGCGGUAGCUUGUGACGUCCUUGGCGCUAUAGAAGGGCUACAGGAAGUUGGAAUACUUCAUAACAACAUCACAACACAAAACAUUCUGAUCAGCCAGUGCCCAAGGGUAAGUAAAGUGGUAAUGUGGUUAGCAUAUGUACAUGUAUCUUCUUAUAUGUUUGCUACCGCAGACUUUCUCUUUCACCGAAAAGUCGACAAUUAUAUAGUUCUUUAUUCAAAGGUUACUUUGCUUUAAAAAAUUCCUCGUAGUUUUACACAAAUGUUUCUUUGAGCUUUUGAGGAAAUUUCGUGGAAACAGAAAACAUUUCACCUGCAUCCCUUUUUCGUAAGGCUGGAUGGCAUAUCUUUGGUUACUUGGAAAUCGACCUAAAAUAGUCCAGUUUGGUUUUGACAGAGAGUUAGAAUAAUCCAAUGGAGUGUGCGCUGCACGCUUAAACCUGAGGUUCGUAGGUCGAGUCCCUCCCUGAUCAGUAAAUGGGUUUCGCUUUUCUUGAUAGUCCCUUUUUCUACACUCAGUCCAGGGUUGUAAAUUGCUAACUGGUUGGCCUUCUACCCGUUGAGGUUUAAAUAAAGUUCCUUUAGAUGUCUAUUAUAAGCUUUAAGAUAUUUGAGCGCAUUUUUAAUAAGAGAGACACAAAGAAAACCACUUAUUCACCCAUAAUUCUGCCACCCUUAGAUAGUCAUUUUUUGUUGUUGUUUUGAGUUGGAGAGAGGUUAUGGUUAUUGCCUCCAUGUAUUUUCCUUUCACAGAUUCCUCCAAUCAAAGCAGUCUUGGGUGGAUUCUCUCGUGCAUCCAAGUUGAAGGAAGAAAGCGCGUUUACAAAUGAAGCUAUCGAUAAACAGAGUUGUUUUGGCAGCCAUGUUAAGCAGUUUGGACAUUUGUUGGCCACACUACUGGGACACUGUCACGGCUCUAGUGAACAGGUCAAGGUAAACAUCGACAAGUUACAUUAACUUAAGUAAAAUUUUACCGCUUGAACAGUGACAAAGAUACACAGUGACCUUCGCACAUACAUUUUCUUUUCUCCAAUAGCUACAUGAAAUUAUGAACCUCUGCUUUGAGGAAACACCAGAGAAGAGGCCUACAGCGUCUUUCCUCCGAGAACUCUUGGAAGAGGUCUGGUGCACAAAGGGUUUUAGUGAUUCAUUUGUCUGAUUUAACAUACGGACAAAAACACUUUACAAGUGUAAAAAUACUAUUGGUUGAGCUUUUUAAAUAUCAAAAAAGGUUUGUCCAUCCCUGCAGUACGUAGGGUACAAGCCAUCACAGGACGAAAUCACAUGUUUCCGUAUUUCUGGAACGUGGCGGAAACAUGCAACUCCAUGUUUCCGUUAUGUUUACGUAAAAGUGAUCCGGUUCCGUUGUAUACGCAGCAACGGAAACGCGAGAAAACGUCACGAAACCGGUAACGGAAACACAGGUUAUCCGUCGUGUUUCCGGAACGGUUUAACAUGUUUCUGCCACGUUUCCGUUUACGGAUUCUUGUAAUUUCGUCCUGUGCAUAGGCAAAAGCGAUGUUUAUCUCUUCAAUAACGGCAGAAUGAUUAGAACAAAGCGCAUUAAUAAUUCUGCCUGUAAAUAGUUAAACCUUGCGUAGAGCACAUUGGUACGAAAUGUAUAUUCUGUUGGUAAAAAGAAAAUAGUCUAAAAAUGCUUAUUUGUUUAAGAGCCAUAUUUUAAUGUGCACCCACGGUAUCGCUCUGCAAACUUAAUUCGCAGUUAAUUUUUAAAAAUCACCUUUCCAACAACAUAAAGAACGCUUUCAUGAUAUUAAACGAUGUAAAUGAUUUUCAAAGAAAACAACGAUACAUACAUAUAUUCAAGAUUUGUGGAAAGAUAAAAAUCGCUGAAAUAUUUCGCUCGUGCGCAGAUACAUGUACGGUCGCGUAUCGGAUUUUAAAAUGGAC
Pocillopora meandrina is the source of this 42261-nucleotide messenger RNA. The record is from the annotation of a GenBank genome assembly. Lineage: Eukaryota; Metazoa; Cnidaria; Anthozoa; Scleractinia; Pocilloporidae.